This is a messenger RNA of Mesorhabditis spiculigera, 10101 nucleotides long. The record is from the annotation of a GenBank genome assembly. NCBI's taxonomy places the organism in Eukaryota, Metazoa, Nematoda, Chromadorea, Rhabditida, Rhabditidae.
AUGUCAGCAAACUCGACGGAUUCGACUGAAAGCUGGCCAACCUAUAAAUCCAGUCAUGCUGCCGAUCUUCUUUACCAACCCUGGAGUAAAUUUGAGCAGAUGCGAAAUGCAAUCACCCCAAACCCCACCAAAAGCCGAAUCUUGAUGGGCGCCGGGGACCCUACAGCCAACCCCGGAACCCCACGUUGUCGCUAUGCGGCGGAAGCCCUUAUACGGGCUGUGCAAACCCAAGAAAACGAUGGAUAUCUCCUCUGGAGUGGUGGCAUCCCAGCCCGGGAAGCCAUCGCAGAGCAUUAUUCCUCUCCCACGCGGAAAUUGACCGCCGAAAAUGUGAUCAUGACCAUUGGCGGUGGACACGGGCUAGAACUUAUAAUCCAGGGCCUUGCUGAACCUGGAGAGAAUGUUUUAUUCCCGAAGGCUUGCUAUAAAGUGUAUGAGACCUAUGCAUUGGCCUAUGAAGUCAAGUUCCAAUCUUACAAGCUCAACGUUGAAGACGGACUAAUUGACCUGGUGGAUCUGGAAAAGCAGAUAAAUCCGAAGACGAAAGCGAUUUUUGUGACCAAUCCGCAUAAUCCACUAGGGACCGUGUAUCCUAAGGAGCAUUUGGAAGACCUGCUCAGAAUCGCUCGUAAACACCGGCUACCAAUCGUAAGUGACGAAAUCUACGGCAAAUUGACUUUUGGAGCCGAGUUCUAUCCUUUGGCCGAGUUGGAACCAAAGGUUCCUAUCAUUACUGUGGAUGCCCUAUCCAAGGCCUAUCUGGUACCUGGAUGGAGGUGUGGCUGGUUAAUUCUUGAUGAUUAUAAGAACUGCCUUGCCGAGGCUUGGUUUGGCAUGCGACAAUUAACGCUCAAAACGAUUGGGCCAUGCUCUGUCGUGCAAGCAGCAAUCCCUGACAUUCUAAAAAAUACACCUAAGCAUUACUUUACGGAUUUGCGCGCAACCCUCAAGCGAAAUGCGGAAUUAUUUACCGAAAAUUUGAAGAAUAUACCGGGAAUUAAGCCUAUUCAUCCGAGUGGUGCGAUUUAUUAUUGCGCCAAGCUUGAUCAGGCGGUUUUUGGAGCGGAUAUCGAAUUUAUGUGCAAAUUGUUGGAAGCGGAAGCUGUGACCGUGAUGCCAGGGAGUCUGCUGGGACUCGAUGGCCACUUCCGGGCUUUGCUGCUUCUGCCUGAAGCUGCGAUUUUGGACGCUUGCGAACGGAUCCAAUGUAUCGAAGGCGUUUGCCUGUGCAAACAAUUCCACAGAUACCAUGCCGCCAAUGGCACCUGCAUCCCAAAUGAGGAAGCCGUUUACCCUGGCCAAUCGGGUUGCGAUGACAGUCGACAAUGCAACAAAGGAUUCCCCGGAGCCCUGUGCGACAAAAUGAAAUCCUGCCAAUGCCCGGACGGAAUGAUCGCACAACAACAAACUUGUCUAACACCAAAUGCCCUGGCGAAUAUGAUAAUGGCUGAUCCGCAGUUGAGCACGAACAAUUAUCCUGGGCAGUUGAACUACGGCACUUAUCAAAGAUCCCCAAACCGUAGUUUGAGAAGAAGGCCAACCCAGCAGCAAAAUGUGGACAAUGGGUUGUGCGCUGUCGACUCUGAUUGUGCUGGCUAUCCGAUGUCUUACUGCGACGGCGUAUGUAAAUGUAUUUCCGGCGCCUUGAAUGCCGGAUCUACCUGUGUUUCCGGAGGAAUCGCCAUGUCAUCGAGUACUUGUUCUUCGGGUCAGAUUUAUGUGGCUGAGGCUGGCGCUUGUAUGACAAGCCAACAACCCGGAGAGCCGUGCCAGUACUCGCAGCAAUGCUCGGCCAACGAACCAGGAGCUUUCUGUUUGAAGCUAAAAUGCGAAUGCGUUUACGGCAUGCAACAAUCCGGUCCCGGAUGCACUUUUGUGGACAGUCAAUGCCCACAACGAGGCUUUAUCUGGAUUAGUGAGCUUGGCGCUUGCAAAGAAGUAAUUCCUCCUGGCGGCAAAGGAUGCUCUCACAAUCUGCAGUGCCAGGGUGCCUACCCCGACGCAACCUGCUUCUUACAGACCUGCUCCUGCCCACCCGAUUUCCCGAUUGCCAUCGAUGGUACUUGCGGCAGAAAUUGCUCAUCUGGAAUGACGUAUUCUGGAGUUACUGGUCAAUGCCUACCAACCGUCCAACCGGGCGAUCAGUGUCUAUAUUCCUCUCAAUGCCACGCCAUCCACCCGGGAAUGAUUUGUGACCGGAACCGAUGCACGUGCUCAAAUGGGCAGGUGUUCUCUGGAAAUCAAUGUACCGAAGUGUGCCCCCAAGGAUAUAGGGUUAACUCGAAGGGUGUUUGCUCGCCAGGUUGUACCCCAACUCAAAUCGAGUUCCAAGGCGAAUGUUUGAACCAAGCCACCCCCGGCCAAUCUUGCCUGGUGAAUGCUCAAUGUACUGGCGGAGCUUCAUGCCAGAAUGGAGUUUGCGUCUGUCCGUUGGCUAUGGUGCCAAGUGGUGGCGCUUGUAUGCCGGUCCAAGCCCCGCCAUUAGCCUCCUGUUUAAACGGGGAACAAUGCACCGGUGGUUCCUUCUGCGUCUCCGGAAACUGUUCUUGCCCACUCGGCCAAAGCGUCCUCAAUGGACAAUGUGUCACCCCAAUUGCAGUCCCCCCGAAUUCCCCCUGCAACCCAUCUGUGUCGUGUGGUGGUGGCUCGUCGUGUGUGAGUAAUGUCUGCCAAUGCCCGGCCAGUCAAGUUGUCGUCGAUGAGAUCUGCACACUUCCACCGGCUGUAAACCCUGGCGGACCCUGCCCAUCCGGGAUGGAACGCUGUCUGGGACAAUCAUCAUGCAUUAAUGGGGCCUGUACUUGUCCUUUUGGGACGACGAUCCAGAAUGCGCAAUGUAUCCCGAUUGCUGCGGCGAGUCCUGGGUCUCCAUGCGGAUCAGCUUCAACAUGCCACGGAUUAGCCGUCUGUAUCGAUGGAAUGUGCAAAUGCCCAUUCGGAAUGACCAUCCAAAACGGGGAAUGCCGAGCCGCCCCCACCGCUUCUGUCGGCUCCUCCUGUGCCAACGACGAAACCUGCGUCGGCGGCAGUCUGUGCAUUGGAGCUAUUUGUUCAUGCCCUACCGGAAGUCGAGCGAUACAAGGUGUUUGCACAGCCAUCGCCUCUGUUCAGCCGGGUCAAACCUGUUCCGCAUGUGUCUGCGAAAUCGGUCAAACGCCGACCGGCGAAUGCAUCAUCACCUCCAAACUUCGAGAUCAAUACAAACCAAGAUCACCACAGGCCGUUCCCAAGCCUUUCACCAACAAGGUCGUCGUCGAAAUCCCGAGGCGAAAGGAGCCGCUUGCCAUCGCCAACAAGGAAAUGAUGCGCCAGAUCAGCACUAACUCCCUUACUAACACCACCAUCCCUAAGAGUGUGGAUAUCGGUUCGGCCUGUGUUCGGGUGGGUGUGACAUGUGCUGGAGGUUCGGUGUGCGUCUCGGGGCUCUGCGUCUGUCCACUCGGGACGAUUCCGCAUCAUAAUCAAUGUGUGGAGCAUAGUACAGUCAACCCUGGAGAAUCUUGUGCUCGUGGAGAGGAGUGUACUGGCGGGUCGCAAUGUAAUGACCGAAGCUUGGUCUGCGAGUGUACGAAUCCACUGCAAAUCAUUAUUGGCGGCCGAUGUGAAAAUCGGCUUCGCUCCCAUCCUGGAUAUCCUUGCGGAAAUGGUGAAGUCUGUGUUGGCGGCUCUGAAUGUGUCGAUGGCCGGUGCCAAUGCACUAAUGGUAGAGUCAACAUCAAUAAACAAUGUAUCUACCGACCUGAUUCAAAGCCAGGAGCGCUGUGUGGAAAUGGUGAACGCUGCACCGGAAAUUCUGAAUGCGACCAGACCACGAAGAAAUGCACAUGUCCAAGGGGGAUGGCUUCGAUUGAGGAUGUUUGCACAGCUUUUUCAUUCGUUUUCCCAGGGGAGAGUUGUAUGUCACUAGCGGCUAGAUGCGGUGGACAGUCUUAUUGCGUCCGGGGUACCUGUCAAUGCGCUGAGAAUAUGGUACCGUUGAAUGGAAAGUGUACCCGUGUCAAGCAAGCAUUGCCUGGCACUCGUUGUUCUGCAGCUGAAAACUGUGUAGGUCGAUCGGCUUGCCGAGAUGGACAGUGUGUUUGCAUGCAUCCUCUAGUCUUGAGAGGACAUCGAUGCGAUACGCCGAGGAAUGUUGCACCCGGAGAAAGUUGCCGCCCUGGCGACAAUUGCCUCGCAAAUUCCGCCUGCAAGGAUAAUUUUUGUAUGUGCCCGGUCGGUCAAAUUGUCCGCCACCAACGUUGUGAGCCUAGGCGGAUGGUGAGACCAACAUACACCUGCUCAAAGGAAGAUAUCUGCACCGGGUUUUCCACCUGCCAGAACAAUGUCUGUGUCUGUCAGACGGGCCAGACUGUCGUUGAUGACAAAUGUGUGGAUGCAACCACCGCUCUCCCUGGCCAAGAAUGCGGUCGCAACGUCAUCUGCUCAGGAGGGGCUCAAUGCAUUGGAGAUAUGUGUGUCUGCGGAUCUGACCAGCGAAUUUAUGGAAACAAGUGUCAAGAUAUUAUUAGAGUUGGCCCGGAGGCUUCGUGCGCUAAAAAUGAAGUCUGCACUGGUGGGUCAACCUGCGAUCGAAAACACAGAAUUUGCCGCUGCCCCAACCGCCAAUUCGCAAGCCAAGGAAAAUGCGUCCCGAUCUCCGUUGAGAUCAGCCCUGCACGAAAGAUCGUACCUACCACUACUACCGCUGAACCCGAGGAAGAAAUGCUUACAAAAACUACAUCUGGAGUACGACCAACCACUUUCCACCGCUAUCGCUGUUACAGUAAUGAUGAUUGCAAAAAGUAUGGUAGCGGAAGCGUCUGUCGAUACCGGAUCUGCGCUUGUCCGGCUGGAAUGGUUAUGAACAGGCAGAGAAAAUGCGAGCCAGCUCCGGAUCUACCAAGACCUGCACUCCUCCAUCGCGAUUGCACUUCCACAUCACAAUGUGCUAUCGCAAAUUCAGUCUGCGAACAAGGCCAAUGCAUCUGUAUCCCGGGCUACAGAAUAUUUGGUGGAACGCAGUGCAUAUUACGAGGGCCGCCCACUACGACACCAGCGCCUAUAGAGAUCACAACCUCACAAUUCGUCACUUCAAUCACACCAAAGAAUCGUGAAAUUCCGCCAGUCGCCCAACUUCGUGAGCUUCAAAAAGAAAAGCACGGUUCUACCCUCGUUUCCGCGACGUACAAACCGAUCACUUCAAAUUCAAUCCCCACGGAAGAAAAUGUAGAAAGCCCAAAGGAAUCUGCGCUGAAGGCAAUAGAAGAAGAAAAGAAGAUCAUCAGUGUUCUGGAGAAUAUUUUUGGAAAGGGGAGACCGGAAAGCGCCGUGAAACCGACACCAACGACGCAGACCCAAACCACUAUUCCAACAACGAUGAGCCCCGUAGUUACAGUAGCUACGAUUAGACCUGCGUCUACUACAACUACGACCUCUCCUACUACCUUAUCAUCUAGUACUUCCAAAUCUGUAUCCACCUCAGUUGAGCCCGAAAUCAAAAUUGUGUACCCUGGCCAAUGGUGUGACGAUAUGCACGUUUUCUGUUCCAACGGCUCAACGUGUGUUCUUAAUACAUGUCAAUGCCGUCCUGAUUUGGUUCUAAUAGAACAGAGGUGCAUAGCACCUGUUGAAGCACGUCGUUGUAUCGCGUCAAACCAAUGUCCGUCUGGAGCUGAAUGUGUGCGCGGACGUUGUGUUUGCCCGUCUGGGAUGGCGCUCAGCCGAUUCGGCUUCUGUUUGUCGAUCGUAUUCGUCGACCCUGGAAUGAGCUGCGCUGAUGGUGAACAAUGCAGAGGAGACUCAACAUGUGUAGAUGGCAUAUGCGCGUGCAACGAAGGCCUCAUCCUCACUAAAGACAACAAAUGCCGACCUCCAAUCAGUGACGAGCUAGCUAACAAUCGCUUCCAAUUGCAUGCCCAAGAUCAAGAUUCACCGCAUGUGCAUGCAAAUGCCGCUAACAACCAGCAGCCAACAAAACGGAUGAAACGCCAGGAUCCGCUUAUAACAAAGCAUCUGCCUGGGGAGAGCUGCUCAGGGGAUGUUGACUGUAUCAACCCGUCGCUAUGCCUCGAUACAUUUUGUCGCUGUCCGCCAAGCCAUUUUCAAAGCGGCAAUGUUUGCAUCGAUAAAAAUGCAGUAUCGAGUUCGAUCUCUCUACCUGGUGAUCAUUGUUCGCAAAAUGAUGUGUGUGAUGGGGGUGCUGUUUGUGUUAAUCACGUGUGUAAAUGUCCGGCGGCCAUGGUUCCGGAAGGGCCAUUUUGUUUCCAAGUUACUGCCAAAUCAGGGCAAAGCUGUUCGAAUGGAGAGCUGUGUCUAAACGGUUCACUCUGCAUUGAAGGAACCUGCUCGUGCCCUACUGGUUUUAACGAUGUUGAUGGACAAUGCAUAAAGAAGAAAAUUGCCAGACAAAACAUAGCCACCAGCUGCAUCCAAAAUCCUUCCAUUUGCCCGGGUGGCUCCUACUGUGGCAAUGGGAUUUGUGUAUGUCCGUAUGGGCAAAGCUUUAUCAAUGGAAUCUGCACGACAAAUUCCAAUACCGGGACCAAUGUACAGUACGCAUCCCCCGGUGCUGCGUGCGUCGACGGUUCGACCCGUUGUCUUGGAAAUUCAAUUUGCAUCAACAGUUUCUGUAUUUGCCCGGGUGGUGAACAAAUUAGGAAUGGAAUGUGCGUCGCAAUCGACAGUGAUGCUUCUCCCGGGGAAAUGUGUCAAACCGGCAUCACCACUUGUACCGGGAAUUCAUACUGCACGAAUAAUAUUUGUAGAUGUCAAUCGACCCAGGUAAAUCUCAACGGCCAGUGCAGUAAUGUGCUUCAAGCUAGUGUGAGCAAUUGCCAAAGCUGUCCAAGUAAUUCGCAAUGUGUCAGAGAUCAAUGUCAAUGUAAUAACGGCUACCAAAUGUCUUCAAACAAUUUUUGCCUCCGAUACGCCUAUCCGGGGCAACAAUGCGAUUACAGCUCUACCUGCCAGUCGAACUCAGCUUGUCAAAAUAGUAUCUGCACUUGUAACUCGGGCUAUACCAUGACACAAGGACUAGCUACACCUUCUUGUGUACAAGCUGCAAACCCUGGGGAAUUCUGUAGCAGCAAUUUACCGUGCGGCUCAAAUAGUCAAUGCUUGCUGGGACAAUGCGCCUGCAAUCAAGGAUAUGCGCCUUCCAACAAUGGAGCAUACUGCGCCGAAAUCGUGCAAGCCAAUCAAGCGUGUGGCCAGCAAAGCAUUUGCGUUGCUAAUUCCCAGUGUUCCAACGCGCAAUGCAACCCUAUUGUACGAACCAUCAGCUGCCAGCCGGGCUUCACCUACGAUCAAACAAGCCAGCAAUGCAUCCGGGUGGUAGCGCUUGUCGCCAGCCCACAAGAAAAUUGCGGUCUAAAUCCCCCGUGUGCAGAGAAUUCAUACUGUAACCAAGGGCAAUGCUCAUGCAAUAACGGCUAUUACUAUUCUUCGUCGAGCCAACCAAACUGCCAGCCCUUCAUCCAAGCCAACCAGCCAUGCCAGCAGAAUUCGGUGUGCGUCCAAAAUUCGGCAUGCAACUCAGGGACCUGUCAAUGCAACAAUGGAUAUCAGUACAGCAAUGGAAACUGUAUGGCUAAUGAUAAUUACGCGCAUCCGGGACAGUCUUGUGGAAACGGCCAAAUAUGCCAAGGCGGUUCUCGAUGUGAUGGUACUGUAUGUCGAUGUCCAUUCGGUUUUUUCCCUGCUGGACAACAAUGCGUACCGGCCAAUCAGGAUCCUUACAUUUCGAUUACUAUAGUUCCGGACAAUGUAUAUCAACUAUCGCUGGGGAGCCAAUGUGAGCCACGCUGUAAUACCGAUGCAAAUUGCAAUCAACGUUGCGGCUACAGCAGUAUUUGCUCCACAAGAGGGCUUUGCACGUGUCCGGUUGGCUAUAUUCAGGUUGGAAAUAGCUGCGUGAAUAAUGGUGGCAGUUCUUGCGGGGCUUGUGGAACGCCAAUGCCUGGAGACCGCUGCAAUAACACCGCGCCUUGUGGUGGCGGAUCUGUCUGCGUCCUGGGAAUUUGUGCCUGCCCUCCAGGAUAUAACCCAAGUAUCGAUGGGCUCUCUUGUGAGCAAGCGACGGCUCCAUUGACCCUUCAAAGAAUGGCGAAGAAAAAGGAAUGCUCAAAAGAUACUGAAUGUUCCGGAGGAAUGCACUGUGUUUCCAAGACCUGUAUUUGCCCAAGGGGCACAACAUUGAUCGAUGGAAAAUGCGCUUCUGUAAUGAGCAGCGGCUCGAAGCGCUCUCCAGUAUAUCCAGGAAGCUUUUGCGCAAAUACCCCGCAAUGUCAAAAGAAUUCGCAAUGCUUUUUGAAUCGAUGCGUCUGUGUUGGUGACAGAAUGACAAACUCUACUGGUCAUUGCGUUUCUCCAUUUGAAGCUGAUACCGGUGAAGCUCUACCUGGCUCGCGGUGUACGGUAGGCGGUCCGCCUUGUAUGGGAGAUUCGAUCUGUGAUCAAGGAUACUGUGUCUGCCCUCUUGGCACAGAAACAACUAUGGAACCAUACUGUUCUCGAACAGAUGGAGAACCACCACUUCUCCAAUUUGCGCCGAAUUCAGAAGCGUUAUCGACAAAGACUUCGUGUUCGACAUACAAGGAAUGCAAGAGUCCUCGAGUCUGUGGUGCUUCUAAACUGUGCGAAUGUCCUUUCUUUAUGCGAGAAGAUGAACGUGGAGUUUGCGUACUUUAUAAUGACGUAGCGCCGGGCAAACCCUGCGACUACCCAUCAGCACGUUGUGCAAACGGCUCGGAAUGCGUGCAAAAUUUGUGCGCAUGCAAGAGUGGUCUUACACUAACAAAUGGUGUUUGCAUGGCAGAUAGCAGAGCACGGCCUGGCGAACUAUGCAUGGAAGGCGUUGAAUGCGAUCACGGAGCACAAUGCAUCAAUAAUAUCUGCAAAUGCCCGAUUGGGAUAACGGAAUUUCAAAAGCCUUGCAAGACUGUGGGGAAGAGGAGUGUUGAUACUAACAAAAUAGAGGAUGACUUGAGGCUUCGACCUCCCACUCCAACUAAGGAAGUUCUGACUGAUUGUCCAACAGAUGGUUCUUGCAAAUUGCCGGAUUGUUUCUGCUCGCGAACUGGCUCGACUAUUCCUGGAAACCUAAGCCAAAAAGAAACACCUCAAAUUAUUAUCCUGACCUUCGACGAUCCAGUAACUGACCGUACGAUCAACAUUUACAAAAGUUUACUGGAUGGCCGGAUCCGAAAUCCGAACGGAUGCGCUAUUAAAGGAACGUUCUUCAUCUCCCACCAAUGGAACAACUACGACCAAACACAAUGGCUGUACUCGAGAGACAACGAGAUUGGCGUCAAUUCUAUCACCCAUGAGACCCUUACUACAGCUACCGAGCAAAGGUGGCGCCAUGAAAUGGGCGGUCUGAGGGAAUCGCUGAAGGAGUUCAGCUACGUUGAGCAAGACUCGAUCAAGGGAAUCCGUGCACCACAGUUGUUGAUUGGAGGAGAUAACCAAUUCACGAUGAUGCAAAAGGCUGGCUUCACCUAUGACAACUCCAUUCCACUACGCGGUGGUCCCUAUUGGCCGCAGACCUUGGAUCACAAGAUGGCAUGGGAUUGCGAGGAACAGAACUGUCCUACGAAGCCCUUUAAGGGUCUAUGGGAAAUCCCGAUCCACCAGCUCAUCUCUACAAAUGGAAAAUAUGCCGCGAUGGCUAGGUCGGCGAUACGGCCAUUUGACAGUCGAGAUGGCGUGGCGAAUAUGUUGAAACGAAACUUUUUAAAACAUUACAAAGGCAACCGAGCCCCGUUCGUAAUUACGGCUGACACAGAUUUCUUGACGAUUUUGCCUGAUAAUGGCGCUGUCAACGCGCUUUCUGAUUUCUUGAAUGACGUGCUAAACCGCACUGACGUCUACGUGGUCACCGCUUCACAGGCGAUAGAAUGGAUGAAGAAACCGACAAAGGUGGCCGAAAUCGAAAGAUUUGCUCCCUGGCAGUGUCAAUUUUUAUUGAACGAUCAUGUGCAGCCAUGCGAGAGUCCAUCCGUGUGCACCUAUUCAGCCUCAUCCCUACAGGGGGGCACCCCACAUUCCUUCCGGGUGUGUGGCUCCUGUCCACUCGCGUACCCCUGGAUUGAGAAUCCGCUUGGCAAGCGACUAUUGACUGUC